AUGCUAACCUGCUUUCUACAAAUAUGCUUCAAGUUUAUCUCUUUUUGUUUUGUUUAUGUACUUGCGGGUUCGAAGCAAAAAAAAUGCCUAACAUAAUUAUUAUGCUGAUGGAUGAUAUGGGUUGGGGUGAUCUUGGCAGUUUUGGUCACCCGAGUAAGGAGACUCCAAACUUGGAUGGCAUGGCUGCAGAGGGCACCCUAUUGACAGAUUUUUAUACAGCCAACCCUCUUUGUUCCCCUUCUCGAGCAGCCCUAUUGACCGGACGGUUGCCGAUUCGAAAUGGUUUUUAUACUACUAAUGAACAUGCUCGUAAUGCUUAUACUCCUCAAGAUAUUGUUGGUGGGAUAACAUCAGAAAUUCUACUUCCACAACUUUUAAAAAAAGCUGGAUACUACAACAAAAUAGUAGGCAAAUGGCACCUUGGCCAUCAGCCAAAAUUCCUACCUUUACAGCAUGGAUUUGAUGAAUGGUUUGGCUCCACAAACUGCCAUUUUGGGCCUUAUAAGAAAUCUCCUCCAAACAUACCAGUUUUUAGAAAUAAUGAAAUGAUAGGAAGGUAUUAUCAGGAUUUUAAAAUUGAUCAAAGUACUGGUGAAUCAAACUUUACACAACUAUUGAUAGAGGAAGCAGUAGAUUUUAUUGAAAAAGCAAGUAAUGGAACCAAACCAUUCUUUUUGUAUUGGACUCCUGAUUCUACUCAUGCUCCUUGUUAUGCUUCUAAAAAGUUCUUGGGAUCAAGUAAAAGGGGAUUGUAUGGAGAUGCUGUCAGAGAGUUAGAUUAUGGAGUAUCGAGAAUUCUAUCUACUUUAUAUAAAUUGAAGAUUGAAAAGGACACUUUUGUUUUCUUCACAUCUGACAAUGGUGCUGCACUUGUUAGCAAAACUGAGGCUGGUUGCAACGGACCUUUUCUUUGUGGCAAACAAACGACUUUUGAAGGUGGAAUGAGAGAACCUGCUAUUGCGUGGUGGCCUGGGGUUAUUCCUGCUGGAAAGAUAUCAUAUCAAGUAAGUUCAGUAACGGAUUUGUUUACCACUGCUUUGAAUCUGGCUUCAGCUGAUGUUCCGAAUGACAGAGUUAUUGAUGGCAUAAAUUUGAUGAAUUUCUUGCAAACCGGUACUACAAUUGAUAGGCCUAUGUUUUACUAUCGAGGUAACCAGUUAAUGGCUGUUAGAUAUGGUCAGUAUAAAGCCCAUUAUUGGUGUUGGACUAACUCCUUCGCAGAAUUCAAUCAAGGUAUUGACUUUUGUCCAGGCAUUGAUAUAACAAAUGUAACCAGUCAUGUACUAUUAGAUCAUACUUUGGAGCCAGUUCUUUUCCAUCUAGGAAGAGAUCCAGGAGAAAAAUUUCCUAUCAGUUCUUCAUAUAAUGAAUACAAAAAAGCAGUUUCAGUUAUUAUGAAUGAGGUCAAGAAACACAACAGCAAUCUCAUUAAAGGAGAACCUCAGUUGAAUAUGUGUGAUGACCAUGUUAUGCAUUGGUCACCGCCUGGUUGCGGAAAACUGAAUGAUUGCUUGACGCCACCAAAAUCCAAUCCACACAAAUGUGAUUGGCCACACUAGCACAGAAGAUACUAUUAUGAAACAAAAAAAAGAAAAACCUAUUUUUAGGUAAAUAUGCUCAUAUACUUAAAUUUUAAAUUUUUAAUGUUAAUUGCGGAGACAAAUUCCGAAAAUAAAUAAUGUGCUGGGACCAUCAAGUUAAUGAAUUUAUAAAGUCAAUUGUUUUGUUGUACUUUAAAAGUAACUGUAUCAAUAUUUGAAUAAAUAUUUAAAACAUCAUGUUCUUUUCAGACCAUUAAAUUAAUGAAUUUAUAAAUUCAAUUGUUUUGUUGUACGUUAUAAGUAAUUAUAUUAGGAUUUUAAUAAAUAUUUAAAUCACCAUCAUGUUCUUUUUCAGACCAUCAAAUUAAUGAAUUUAUAAAUUCAACUGUUUUGUUGUAUGUUAAAAGUAUUUUAAUAAA
Messenger RNA from Uloborus diversus, 1960 nucleotides. RefSeq names its product N-acetylgalactosamine-6-sulfatase-like. NCBI's taxonomy places the organism in Eukaryota, Metazoa, Arthropoda, Arachnida, Araneae, Uloboridae. The record is from RefSeq and is a predicted model, not a curated record. Gene Ontology annotation, molecular function: arylsulfatase activity. The transcript has 14 exons. Bases 24 to 1559 code for a protein of 511 amino acids.